Diversispora eburnea is the source of this 290-nucleotide messenger RNA. NCBI's taxonomy places the organism in Eukaryota, Fungi, Glomeromycota, Glomeromycetes, Diversisporales, Diversisporaceae. The record is from the annotation of a GenBank genome assembly.
UAGAAGUAUUUGUAAUGGUCGAUAUUCCAUUAGAAAAAGUAGAUAAGCUUCAAAAGUGGUUAUGUGAAAAUUAUCGUGAAGAAGACGAAAUCACAGAUAGUAAAGUGCAAAGUGUAGUUAAUAUUCUUUUUAGUUAUAAUGGUAUAACUAAAUUAAUCCAUGUUGAUUAUUUGGAAAAUUCAGCAGCUUAUAUAAAAAAAUAUUAUUGGGAUGUAUUAAAAUCCAUAAUACCUCAAUUGAUUCAUUUGCCAUGUUUAGUACAUAUAUUAAAUCUUAUUGAGGAAGUAUAG